AUGAAAAUUAGUCAAACUCAUUAUUUGGAAAAGUUGCUGAAGAAAUUUUCAAUGGAAGACUGCAAGCCAAUAUCGACAUCUAUGGACACCAAAUUUAAUACAGAAAAUAGAGGGACAACCAAUAAACCUUAUCACGAGUUAAUUGGAUGUCUUAUGUAUAUAAUGAUUCAAACAAAACCAGACUUAAGCGUUGCAGUUAAUUUAUUUGGUACUACUGAUGCUGGUCUUAUAUAUACAAAAGGUAAAGAAGUAAGCCCAUUAAGGGGAUUUGUUGAUGCAGAUUUCGCUAAUGACAUCCACGAUAGAAAAUCUACCUCUGGAUACUUAUUUCAAAUAUAUGGAUCUACAGUUUGCUGGUCUACAAGAAAGCAAUCAACAGUAGCACUUUCUUCAACAGCUAAAUAUCUAUCAUUGGCAUCAGCUAUACAAGAGGCUAUGUGGCUCAAAGACUUACUUGUUGAAAUGAGUGUUAUAGGAGCAGAUGAACAUAUUGUUUUGUAUGAAGACAAUCAAUCAUGCAUCAAAAUUGCUAAGAGCCAAGAAAACAUCAAAGACUUAUAUAGAUGA
Messenger RNA from Rhopalosiphum padi (bird cherry-oat aphid), 567 nucleotides. RefSeq lists its product as uncharacterized. Lineage: Eukaryota; Metazoa; Arthropoda; Insecta; Hemiptera; Aphididae. The record is from RefSeq and is a predicted model, not a curated record. The coding region runs from base 1 to 567 and encodes 188 amino acids. The transcript is spliced from 2 exons.